Molecule: messenger RNA, 1090 nt
Organism: Wyeomyia smithii (pitcher-plant mosquito)
Lineage: Eukaryota; Metazoa; Arthropoda; Insecta; Diptera; Culicidae
Exons: 4
Coding region: 303-635 (110 amino acids)
Source: RefSeq, a predicted model, not a curated record
AGGCGGAAAAUCGAAAGGCGGAAUCACGAAAAGCAGAAUUACGAAAGACAGAUUAUUUCAUAUGGCAGAAUCACGAAUGGCCGAAUCACCAAGAGCACGAAAGGCAGAAUCACAAAUGGCAGAGUCAAGAAAGGCACGAAAAGCAGAAUCACAGGAGGCAAUGUCACGAGUUGCGCGAAAGGUGGAAUACAACUACAGGUUGGUAGAAUCUUCACGGCGAAAGAAAAUGUUCGAUGCCAAAAUCAUAGCAGACCAAAUCAACAAAAUCUGAAAAAAAAUUUUCAAUAGCGAGUGAUAUCACAAUGGAGUCGCACGAAGAACAAAACUCUAGUGAUCAUUGCAGUUGCUCUGAGGAAACCCAACCGGUAUUUUCCAAGGACAGCAAUCAACAGCUCGACUAUUACCAGCAAGACACCAGCCCCAAAGUUUUACCCGAAGCGAGUAUUGUGUAUUCUCAUAAAAAUAAGGAAAUGCUCAACAUUGAAGGCUAUCUUUACAAUCUAGAUAAAAAGAAAAACCAGCGAUACUAUUGGGAUUGUGCAAGAAGGAGUCACAGAAAACAAAGUACCUGCAGUUGUCGUGCGAGAGCCAUCACGUUUUUGCGUGAAAACACACAUGAGGAUAGGAAACCAUGACUACCCUGCAAAUCCGAUCGAUUGCCGGGAAAAUCAACAUCGUUACGCUUUUAAGCGUAGAGCAAUAGAUUGCAGUGAUGUGAUGUACUAACUCAAAAAAUGAUGAUUCUUAGAAAGCGUGCACCAACUGCUGAUAGCCUGCGUUUAUUGGUUGAUGGAGGAAAUAUACACAUCCCUAAAGAACUUCAAACAACUUUAACAGGGCAACCUUUACUGAUGAAAAAUGUAAACAACGAUGAUAUCAAGCUUUUAAUGUUUUCCACUACGCAAAACCUGGAAUUACUAUCUAAUGCUGAUUACUGGAUGUGUGAUGGAACAUUCAAAACAGCACCAACUGGUUUUAGCCAGAUGUAUACAUUCCACGGGCUUGGAGAUCGAAGUAAACCAUGGACGCGAACGGAUGGAUUUUUUCCUGUCAGUUUGGAUAUUGAAAACUUUUUCGGAAAAAAGUGAUA